CGCAUAACUCCAUUACACAAAACGGUUAUCCAAUUACUAGUUUACUUAAUAAAUGACAGUUUUGUAUUUGUCUGACAUGAAAUGCUUUUGUCUUUUAUUUUGUAAGAUUUAUAGUAGCAGAGAUGGUGUCAGAUGUCCUAUUGUUACAGUUGCUAGGCAACCUUUAAAAACACCACCAUCUCAAACAGCAGAGAAACGCUUUUAUUCUUCAUUUCAUGGAAAAGCAAAUGCACCAGCGAGCAGAAAUAUGUCUCCCUCGAAAAAAGAAGGUUUUGGAGUCCUUCCACUCCAACACCUUCCGGAUAUUUGAUGAAACGUUACCGGAGCGUCUUGAUGUAACCGAUGUCUAUCAGAACCAUAAAUAUCCCGUGAGAGACCCACAGGAGUAUGAGGUGUUAAAGAGCCACAACGUCCCACAUCCUGUAAACGCCAAAUUCAUCAGGACAAAUGUCAGAUUCCUCAAUGAGCCCGUCGCUCACAUGGAGACAAGACACACUAUGGCAGAACAGUUUAACUGGUGGUCAGGCUUAACUAAUCAAGAUGUUCCCAUCAAAGCUCCUUACAGUAAAGCCACAACUCAGAGAUGUGAUUUCCAGCCUGUUAAAGACGUUCCGGUCAUCAGAUUACGAGAAUCAAACAGACCCACAGCUGUAGGAAUUAUUCCAACGAUAAGUUUCAUUGAUCAACCAGACAGUCCUCUUCAUUCUGGAAGACACAUGACCGACCCAACCACGAGCGUUCGUGUGGGGAGUCAGGGAGGCGGCGGGACCAGGCACAUUCCAGAGAGCAGCGGGGCCGCCAUCGCCCUCGGCAGGGACGGCAAACCAGCUGAAGUGAGAGAGAACAGAUGUGAGAGAGAUGAGAGGCCCUGUGUCCAGCAAGACCCCAGAGAUAAACGCUCCCACAGACCGCGGGGAAUCCGAUCCUGAACAUGUCCCGAAUCUCCAUCACUGUUGUUGGAAAAACCAAAACUUCCUCCCCAGUAAAAAGAAACAUUUAAUCAAAGCUGCAAAAACUCUGCUUGAACACAUGAACCCCAUUUCACAAUAACGUUUAUUCUUGAUAUGUUGAUCAUUCCAUGUGCAGAGGCAGUUUACAUCGAAGUCUUAAAGGGAAAAUAAAGAAUAAUAAUUUUAAAGGUAAAUUAUGCUAAAACUGCUGAGAUUAUUCCAAAACUAACAUCACAUGGUCAUGUUAAACAAACACGUAUGGAUGCACCUGUGAUCCUGAGACAAUCACCAGACCCAGACAACAGCAAGCCCAUUCCGGUUCUUCAUGAAAGUCUUUCUUUAUGAAUUAUGAAUGGGGGUUGAAGUCACGUGUAUAAUGCUGUUUGCUCUUCAUUUGAUGGGGAAAAUACAUGCUGAUGUAAACACACGGUCAAAGUGCUGUGAGUAUCUGGACCAAACACUGCUUUAUUCUUAUUUAAACUUAAGACUUGGGUCAGGUCUCAUUUGUUGAGGUCACGUUUUAAACCUUUGCGUUCAGCUUAUUAUAAGAUCUGCAGUUUGUUGUUUUUAAUCUUUAUUGACUAUCUAAUGGAUCAUGAUUUAUAUUACCAGUGACUUGUAAUAUUAAUAAUUGUCAUAACUGCAUGAGUAUAUUCUGUGUUGGUGUUACGGGAAUGCAGUGGGCUAUAUUCUGCUACCUUUUAGUUUCAGUGACAUAUUUACCUUAUUAAAAAAUUAAUAUCUCACAGACAUAAGGAAAGGCUUUAAGUCUAGUUUAUUUAUGUAGGAAAUUUCAUGCAAAAUAUGGUACUUUACUGUGCUGUUAAUGGAAAAAGAAAGAUAACAAAAUAAAAACAACUCAUUUCAAAAAUAAAAUUACACACAUGUACAGCCUAUGGAAUAUACAUAACAGGCAUAUAUAUAAUAGUACAUGUGUGUAAUUUUAUUUUUGAAAUGAGUAUAUAUAU
Triplophysa rosa is the source of this 1918-nucleotide messenger RNA. RefSeq lists its product as uncharacterized. The coding region runs from base 216 to 929 and encodes 237 amino acids. The transcript has 5 exons. The record is from RefSeq and is a predicted model, not a curated record. NCBI's taxonomy places the organism in Eukaryota, Metazoa, Chordata, Actinopteri, Cypriniformes, Nemacheilidae.